This is a messenger RNA of Procambarus clarkii (red swamp crayfish), 1169 nucleotides long. Its product is annotated as zinc finger HIT domain-containing protein 2. The record is from RefSeq and is a predicted model, not a curated record. Lineage: Eukaryota; Metazoa; Arthropoda; Malacostraca; Decapoda; Cambaridae.
CGUGGAUUGUGAACGUGUAGAAGGACAACAAGAGCUCCCUGUUCCCCUCAGCUGUAAUGGCUACGUCGACCCAACCUCGGGGGAAAUGUGAUUUCUGUGCCAACAAUUCGCAGUAUACUUGCCCUCGCUGCAACGCGCAAUACUGCUCCUCAAAAUGCUAUAAGCACCAGGGUCAUGCUAAAUGUUCUGAGGCCUUUUACCUCAGUAUGGUUAAAGAGGAGCUUCGAAGUGGAACCGUACCAGAAGAAUCGCGUAAAAAAAUGAUGGAAAUCCUUCAACGAGUGAAUGCUGGGGAAUCCGUUAUGGGGGAGGAAGAGGAUGAAUCUCUUGAUUCAGAUGAUGAUGAGAACUUGGCUGUUAGAAUGGCAGAUGUGGACCUUAAUGAUAGCGAUGCAAUAUGGAAGAAACUUACCGAGGAGGAGCGUCAAGAGUUCCGUGAACUCAUUGACAAAGGGGGAUUUGAAGAUCUGAUUCCACCUUGGAUUCCCUGGUGGGAUCAGCAUGUGCCAAAAGUUCAAGUGAUUGAACCAGGAAGCCAGUCUACUCAGUCAUCUUUGGCAUAUACUGUUGGAUGUCCUAUAAUGGUUGAAGUUCCCAUGCUUAGUGAAGUAACGAAAACGUCUCCUUCACCAUGCAUUCCAUUUAAUAUCCUGAAUGUGUUGGCUGCAUAUGCAUGGACAGUGCGUCUCUUCAAUGGGGACCACCAGGAAAGCAGUUUGGAUGCCACAGAGGCUGUACUCUCACUGUCAACAGUGUUAUCAGCUAAUGCAAAUUUUGAGGAAGCAGCAAUUGCAGUUGAGAGCCCUAAAAUGGAAGCACAGAAUCAUCCCUGGUUAAUGGAGAGUGAAGAGUUUGCCAACACUGUUCGGAAUGAUGUGUUGAAGAUUCUUCAGGGUCCUGUCGCGGCUGACCGAACUUAUUACGUCAGGGCUGCCAUCUCGGAAAUUCAUGUGCUCUUACACACCUCCAAAGCAAACCUUUCAAAGAAGAAAAAACCUGCUGGAGGAAGAAAGGGGCUAUUCACUUCAUCAUUUAUGGAGGGAAAUAACGACAUAGAGCUGAAGAUUACAACUCUGCCAACAGUCAAGUUAGCUAUUAAGAAAGUUGAGUUUUUACUCUCCUUUGUAAAGGAGUAUUCUGAAGCUUUGUUGAGCAUUUCUCUUCUCUAA